Molecule: messenger RNA, 5760 nt
Organism: Mobula hypostoma (lesser devil ray)
Lineage: Eukaryota; Metazoa; Chordata; Chondrichthyes; Myliobatiformes; Myliobatidae
Product: inward rectifier potassium channel 2
Exons: 2
Coding region: 1238-2518 (426 amino acids)
Biological process (GO): potassium ion import across plasma membrane; regulation of monoatomic ion transmembrane transport
Cellular component (GO): plasma membrane
Molecular function (GO): inward rectifier potassium channel activity
Source: RefSeq, a predicted model, not a curated record
GAAAAUGAAUCAGAGCCCGGCAGUGAAUUAAAAGGGUUGGAAACCCGGCCUCCGAAGGCACAGGGUGCAUUCAACGACUGGAGUGCAGGACGGUGUUAUGGAAGGCAGUUCAAAGGGGCGAUUGUUACACCGUCCCGAACUGGGCUGGAGCGGCAGCUGUAGCAGAGUUCCAGUAGCCGUGCCGUUCCUGUUCAGGAAGAAUUGCCUGCGUUCGUUGUUUCAGUUCCUUUGCUGAAGCCUACUUCCUCCGACAUUUACUGUGUGAAAAGUGUGAUAUCAUUGCCAGCUUCGGACUGUGAAAUCGCUGAUGGGAAAUAACAGCCCUUGGCAUCCCCUGGGGAAGAAGGGAGAAACCGGAAGGCAAGCGUGGCAGAGAGCUGGGGCUCUCGCGGAGAAUUGUCGUGGCGCCGACCAACUCCAGCCCAGUCCCGGAGCUGUGCUACAAAGCUGGAAGAAGAACUGCCCCGGCGAGAAGUCAUUGGCUUCUCCACAGCUACCACCCGAGCUACGGUGUAUUUACUAUUUCAGAGUUGUUGCACCUGGGAUAGAAGGAAAAGGGCGGGCCGAAAUCCCGCCCGAAAAAAUGAAUGUGCUUUGAAGGGAGGAAGCAGAGUGCGGCGUAAAGGGGCGGGUAAACGAGUGCAGAGAGACCAAGAGGCGGGCCUUGGGAAGUGGGUUUGCAGAGAGCCGGACAUGGAACAGGGAGGCAGAGCGGACUGCCAUUGUAUGAUUGGACCUGGGUUUGGGUCCAAACCUACCGCAUCCUCGAUGAUUCUAUGGGAGAAUUCACACCUUUUGUGACAGGUGCAGGACCCAGCCUCACGACAUAAACCCACCCCUUGUCUGUCCAGAAUUGGGAAGACUAAUUAACCCACACGCCGUGCCAUUCUGUUGUCGUGAUCAUGGAAGCUGUUAUUCGUGUGCAGAUCAUUUGAAGUACAACACCCCAUGUGAGAGCAGGUGACGAGAGAAGAACUGGAUGGCUCUAGACGCGGAUUGGCUCUUCAGUCUACCUGAGAUAAGAUCACACUCUCAUGAAUUCUAACUAAGCAUAGAUUCUUGGAUAGCCAUCUCCAUUCAAGACUGCUUGGUGGAACAAACGUUACCAGCAGGGAUCUGCUUUCCCAGUCGCGGUGGUGUUCCGCUUAGACGUUCGAAACUGUUUCUUCAAAGGUUGCUCCAAAAAAUUUCAAGACUGUAUCCCAAAGUAGAAACGCAGCAGUCCCAGGCGUUGGCAAUGGGAAGCGUGCGUGCCAACCGCUACAGCAUUGUGUCGUCAGAGGAAGAUGGGAUGAAACUGGCCACAAUGGCUAUUGCCAACGGUUACGGAAAUGGAAAAAGCAAAGUUCAUACCAGGCAGCAAUGCCGGAGCAGGUUUGUGAAGAAAGAUGGCCAUUGCAACGUCCAGUUUGUAAACAUGAGCGAGAAGGGGCAGCGCUACUUGUCAGACAUCUUCACAACGUGUGUAGACAUCCGCUGGAGGUGGAUGCUGGUCAUCUUCUGCUUGUCCUUCAUCUUGUCCUGGCUGUUGUUUGGCUGCAUGUUUUGGCUUAUUGCACUGAUGCACGGUGACUUGGAUAAUAAAUUAGACCAUAAGCCAUGCGUUUCUGAGGUCAAAAGCUUCACGGCUGCAUUUUUAUUCUCCAUCGAGACGCAGACGACGAUUGGGUAUGGCUUUCGCUGCGUGACAGAAGAGUGCCCCAUAGCAGUGUUCAUCGUGGUCUUUCAGUCCAUCGUGGGCUGCAUCAUAGAUGCUUUCAUCAUUGGCGCUGUCAUGGCAAAGAUGGCCAAACCGAAAAAGAGGAAUGAAACAUUAAUCUUCAGUGACAACGCGGUGAUUGCAAUGAGAGAUGGGAAGCUCUGUUUAAUGUGGCGCGUUGGAAACUUGCGCAAAAGCCACUUGGUGGAGGCUCACGUUCGAGCCCAGCUGCUGAAGUCAAGAAUAACUCCAGAGGGCGAAUACAUCCCUUUGGAUCAAGUAGAUGUCAAUGUAGGCUUUGACAGUGGAAUAGAUAGAAUAUUUCUGGUGUCCCCUAUUACAAUAGUCCAUGAAAUUGAUGAAGACAGUCCUUUUUAUGACUUGAGUAAGCAGGAUCUGGAUAAUGCAGACUUUGAGAUUGUAGUAAUUCUGGAAGGAAUGGUAGAAGCUACUGCAAUGACCACCCAGUGUCGCAGCUCAUAUCUUGCCAGUGAGAUCAUCUGGGGUCAUCGAUUUGAGCCAGUGCUCUUCGAGGAGAAAAACUAUUACAAAGUGGACUAUUCUCGCUUUCACAAAACCUACGAGGUGCCUAACACGCCUCUCUGUAGUGCCAGGGAUCUGGCUGAAAAGAAAUACAUACUCUCCGCACCUAAUACUUUUUGCUAUGAAAACGAAGUGGCCCUCAUGAACAAGGACGACGAGGGGAGUGAAAGUGGGGUUCCAGAGAGCCCAAGCACAGAGACUCAAACUAACACUGACCAUAAUCAGGCCACCGUUCCAUUAGAACCUCGCCCACUGAGGCGGGAAUCCGAAAUCUAAUACCUAAAGUAUCUUUGUUUUGUUAAAGAGAGUAUCUGUCAAAGCAUAUUGUGCUUACUGUGGCCGGAAUAGCCAGCCAGGAAGGGUACUGUUAAAGUUAGGCUUUGCUCAAAAAAAGCUGCUGUACAGGAGGGUUUGUCCUUCAGCAGAAGAUCAGUUCUUUCAUACAAAGCACUAACUAUACUUUCUGACGCAACGUGAAGGCACAUAAUACUGUAUGCUGUAGCAUACAUAAACCAUAUAGCAAAACUUGAACUUGCAGGAAAGACUGGGUGGAUUGCAUUAUCUAAAGAUGGCUUUCAAUGGAAACUUGUAAACCUAGGAGAUUUCCAUCUGCUCUGAAUGGUUUAACCAAAUACCUGAAAGUACAGUGACUGCUGUACAAUGAUUUCAAAGACAAAGGUCUUGCUGUUAAUAAGUGAAUCUGCAGCUUAAAUAAUAUUUAUUUUGGAGAACUUAUUGUGAUCAAAAAAAAAAUCAGUAUUUACGAUUCCUGUUCUUUUUGAACACCAUCAAUUUGAACAUGGUUUGAUUAGUUUUCCACUAGUUCCUUGAUUACCCUAGUUUAGUCUCCCAAGAAUUGGUAACUUGGUUCUCCAUAGUAGUGGCCCGCUUACAAUUAUUUUGAUUGCUACAUUUUCUCUAAAGGGCAUGGUUCCAUGGUUAAUUAGAACUCCUGCAUAUGUAGGUAUCUUGGGGCAUUGCUCAUGCGCAAAAUUGUCACCAUUCUCCAAAAGCCUAGAAGGAUAUUAAUUUUGAACAUCGUAUUCAACCUUCUACCAAAGGCAUACAGGGCCAUCCCAUACCUCAAAAGCUGAGAUGCCAUGUUCCAAAAUGCAGGAAGGUUCAGUUUCCAAAUCUGAUAGUUUAUUGGUCAAAGGCACUCAUUGAUCUUAGGCAAUUACAGUCUUCGAUCUUAACUGCCCUCACCCACCACCCCAAUAAGAAGGGAAUUGCUCUCUUGAGAUACUUUACUGGACAGCAAAUGAGAUUUGGUUUGCAGUAGUAUUAGGCUACACUUCUCUGAAAGUCUGAUUAUGAGCCACCUUAAUACAAUCAGCUAACCAAACAUCUUGAAUGCCAUGGCCAUUUGUACUAGAAACACAACUGAGCCGCAUGCCUGGCUUUCUGGGAUGAUUUUUUUCCAUAGCAAAUUUGCUCAGAUCGAGUGUCCUGGUGAGCAAAGUCUUGACGGUACUUGCACUCAGAACCUCUUGAAGGCUCUGUAGCUUAACUGAUCUUCCCAGCUGGUAAAGAGGCUGAGUGGAGGCAUCAGCAAGGGUGAGGUCAUAGUUAAGAUCAUGUUGUUAAUGGAAGGAUCUGGGGGAUUUUAAUUUUUGUUUUCCUUUUUUCCUUUACAUGCUUUUAUUUCCUUUUUCACCUGGAUUGGCUUCCACUAAUUCCACAGCAGUAGCUAACCAGUCUUCUUGCAUUCCAAUACUGGAUUACCAGAGAAAGGACUUUUACUGCUGUGUUAAUGUACCUGGAUCGACCUCCCAAGUCUUCACAGACCUGUUACCUAUUCUCUAAAAGGGUAAUCCGUGAAAUUGAUCCAUCAGAUCAGUUCUAUGUCUCCAAUGAGGAUGUCAGCAGGAUUUACUAAAUUAACACUUCGGGCCAGAUUGUAGUAGUGAUAAGGUUCACUGAACUUUCUGGUAUUGACUCUUUGAAUACCAUUUGAAACAUGCAGAGUUUUAAAAGUAAGCUUUUAAGACUGCUCAUUCAUAAGCUGAACAUUGAGGGCAUUGGAAGUAAGAGAACAUUUCUCUUUUCAAAUUACCAGUAUUCUUUGGAAAGAAACGAGUUAGAUAAAAGUUGGACUCAUUCUGCGAUGAAGGGUUACUGACGUACUGAGAGCUGAGAUAAGAAGAUCCUUUUCGAACUACAAGUUUGUCUUCUUGUCCAAGUACAGCUUUGUUGAUGAGGAGGCUCUCAGAGGACUUGAAAUCACUUGCUUAGUAAAGUGGCAAGCUUCCGCAGACUGCAAGUGAUUAAUGGUCCUGUGGAAGUAAGGAACAGUGAACAACUCCAUGGCAGGGAGCCAAUCAGGGCUGGGAAUGGGAGUUGGGGUGGGGAUAGGCAUGGGAGGCAGGCAGUGUCUGCGUAAGGAAAGCAAUACACACAAGUGACUGAUUUAGUUAAGUACAGAGAGAAAAUACGCACAAGACAACUUGAAGAUGGAUGCCAGUCAGUAUACUAAUUAAAUAAAAAUGCAAAAAUACUGCACAUGCUGCUAAAACUGGUUCCUCAGAAUGGAAUUUCAACCAAAGAGUAUUUAAACCAGCAAAUAAAGCAAUGGGAGAAGAGCAGGACACCAAGGAGCUGGCUUACAUCACUUUGGAUUCGCCCUGCUAAAUGCUGCCAUUUCACUGAAAAGAAUUUAGCACAUUUAAAAAUAUAUUAAAAAAAUUAAAAAAAAACUUCCUUGAACAAUUCAGGUCUCAUCACCUGAUUCGUAUAUUUAUCAGGAAAGAAAGAAACAGCAUUUGUACAAAAAAAACCUCUUGCAAUAUAUAUAGUUUUGAAAAAAAAUGUACAGUUUAUAAAAGUUUAACAAAUAUUUUCAUAUUUAAAGCCAAAUGUAAAUAGAUUCAAAGUAAGAUGCCACAAAAGGAUUAAAACUGGCAGUUCAGUACUUGUAUCAACCGGUAGAACCUAGUUGCUGCAGGUUAGCGCGGGUUACUUGAUUUUAACAUUGUUCAAGUUUAGUAGGGUUUGUAACAACUAUGAACUUUCAUUAUUUAUUAUUUAAGCAUGACAUGAAAUUAAAACUCAUAGAAUAUCUUAAAAGCAUUUAAAAUAAACUGGUUAGAAUUUGGAAAGCUGCAAUCUUGUCAGAAGACAAGUGAGUUUAAAUCUCAUGCACUCUUUGUAUGAGAUUUCUAUAAAGAUAUUUCUUUUGGCCUUCCUACAAGGCAUGUUGAGAAAACAAAAUUGUGAAGUACUGUAACGUUUAUAAUGUAUAGCUGCUCUCGACCAUUUAAAUUAUUUAGUGCUGCAUGGUGGUCACCUCUCAGCCAGUAAGAUUUGUUGUCUUAUGAUCUCCAUAGCUUUCCCUCAAAACACUUGCAGCUUGAACAAGGUAGAUUUUGGAUGAUGUUCUUGAUUUCAAUUGUACUUGUCCCAAUUUUGCAACCUUUUUUUAUUGAUGUCUUCCAACUGUACUGCACAGAUCCACCAUUUGUACAGAUUUUUUAAAAAUAAUGUAUGUCUUAUUUUAUGGUUGAAAUAAAUUUUUUGUG